Rubroshorea leprosula is the source of this 848-nucleotide messenger RNA. NCBI's taxonomy places the organism in Eukaryota, Viridiplantae, Streptophyta, Magnoliopsida, Malvales, Dipterocarpaceae. The record is from the annotation of a GenBank genome assembly.
ACCGUCGAUCUAUUGGUCCACACGAAAAACGGUCGGUUGAGAUUCGUUUACUCUUCUGCAGAACCAGCGCAUUUCUCCUCCAUGUCCAUAGCUACUCCUCGGUGACACAGAGCGAGAAGAAGUGAAGUGAUUGGGUGCUCCGUAACAAUCGAAGAUGUUCCUACGCGUGAUAUCCCGGCCGUUGAUGGCGAAGGUGAAACAGACGACGGGGAUCGUCGGACUGGACGUGGUGUCGAAUGCCAGGGAGGUGCUGAUCGAUCUGUACACCAAAACCCUAAAUGAGAUCAAGGCCGUUCCCGAGGAUGAGGGAUACCGUAAGGCGGUGGAGAGCUUUACAAAGCAGCGGUUGAAGGUGUGCCAAGAGGAGGAGGACUGGGAGACGAUCGAGAAGCGCUUGGGAUGCGGCCAGGUUGAGGAGCUCAUUGAGGAAGCCCGCGACGAGCUCACUCUCAUCGGAAAAAUGAUUGAGUGGGAUCCUUGGGGUGUUCCCGAUGACUAUGAAUGUGAGGUUAUUGAGAAUGAGGCUCCAGUUCCUAAGCAUGUUCCUCUACACCGACCUGGUCCUCUGCCUGAAGAGUUUUACCAGACACUGGAAGCUGUUACCAAACAAGACACACCUAAAAUCACAUCCACUGAGUCACAGUCAAAGGAGUAGCAUGCUUCUGAUAAACAGCUGGAGGAAUUCAGGUUUUCAUAGCUGAGCUUGCUGUUUUCUUCUUGUUUUCUUGUUUAUGUGAUGUUUAUCUUGUAUCAGGCCUGUUUUCUUAAUUGAAUAGAGUUCAAUGUAAGACUGAUAUUGGAACCUUUCCAUUGCUAAUAAUCUUGCGACAGCCAGAAAUUACAAGAAU